This is a messenger RNA of Amoebophrya sp. A25, 1198 nucleotides long. The record is from the annotation of a GenBank genome assembly. Lineage: Eukaryota; Dinophyceae; Syndiniales; Amoebophryaceae.
CGCUGAGUACUAAAGAGGAAGUGGGCUUGUUGUUUUUAAGUACUUGAAAGACAAGGGGUGGUUUGUAGUUUUAGCCUUCAUCUUCUAGGUGCUCCUCCAAAUUGAAAAUUGAACGAACACGUGGAACAAGAUCUCUCUGUCUUUUAGUUUCACAAGAUGGAGGCCCUUUUCGGUGAGGAGUCAUCUUUUCCGGCUGCGGGUAGCAGUUUUAUGCCCCAAGUGCCUGCUGCACCUACAACACAUUAAGGUUUACCACAUUGCAUUCUUGACUAAGAAGUAGAGUCCUUGACUUGUUUUUGAGACGGAUACGAUAUUUCAGGGAUGCGCUGAAGAAUGCAAUGGCGAAGGAAUCUACCUCUAAACACAGCCCCAAGUGCCGGUGGUGGGCGUUGUGUCCGGGUUAGUACCAGGAAGUAGUGCAUUACCACCUCCAGGUGCGCCUCUACCGGCUCCCGGCGGGCAAUUGCCAGCACCAGGCGGUGCCUUACCACCUCCAGGAGGACGAUUACCAGGACCCACAGGUGCAACGAGCGCAUUACCAGUGCCGGGCGCAUUACCAGUGCCGGGCGCAUUACCAGUGCCUCCAGUUUCAGUUAAGGCUAAAAGUAGUAACUACUAGACAGUUUCAUUUCUACAUACAAGGCAUUUUUCCCUAUCAUAAUUCGUUCCUCCUACUUAGGGUCGCGCUCUCAUCCAGGGGGGCCUGUUCCGGGAGGACACUUACCGGCACCAAGGCAUUUUUCCCUAUUAUAUUAAACAUGUUCCUUCUAGUAUUAGGACAAUUUUUGGGAGCAAGUAGAGUGAAGAGAACAGCAAGUUGAGUACUCUAAUCCUGUUCCGGGAGGACACUUACCGGCUCCGGGAGGACACUUACCGGCACCUGGCAGCGGUUUGCCGACACCAACCAACAGUGCUCAACUAGUGAGUGUACUGCCUGGCAGCGGUUUGCCGACACCAACCAACAACAGCGUAAGAGGAGGCUCAUCUUUUUUACCAGUUGUACAAGGCGCACCACCUGCAGGUACUAUAGUACAAGAGGAGUCCUCGCAACCUGGAGGUGUACAACACCAGUCACAACAAGCUCCUCCACGGUUCAUGCCACAGCCACCUGGUAUGCCGCGUAAACCGGGUACCCCUGCGGCUGGGGGCGGAUCUAUCUUGACACCUCAAGCAGUAGCAGGAGGCACUCAAACCACUA